UCCCUGAAUCCACCGGUAUUGGUCUUUGUUCAAAGCAAAGAGAGGGCAAAAGAGCUCUACAGAGAGCUGGUAUAUGACGACAUUAGAGUUGAUGUAAUCCAUGGAGACCUUACUGAAGAGCAGCGUCAAGAUGCUGUUGACAACUUGAGAGCUGGAAAAAGCUGGGUGCUAAUAGCAACAGAGGUUCUUGCACGGGGAAUGGAUUUCAAAGGUGUCAAGUGUGUAAUCAACUAUGAUUUCCCUGAGUCCGCGUCUGCCUACAUUCACAGAAUAGGACAGUCCGGAAGAGCAGGCAGAUCGGGGGAGGCGAUCACGUUCUUCACGGAGGAGGACAAGCCGUUCCUGUGGAACAUCGCCAACAUACUGGUAUCUUCGGGCUGCGAGGUUCCUUCCUGGAUGGUGGCGUUGCCCAAGCUCAAGAGCAGGAAGCACAGGGUGGACAGGUGUGUCGAUCUUGAUCAUCUAAUUCAUUGCCGUCAUAUUAGCAAAGUGCUGAUCGUCUCAUACGCACGAGGCUUUGCAGCUAGAUAAAAAAGAUCGAAAGCAGACAGACGUAUUAGGAAGUGUUGGUACCGUGGAAGACCCAAUAAGAUUAGUCACCGAUCUUAUUGAAGCAGAAGACCCAACAGGCAGUGUGGGUCAUGACUCACAAGUUCAAGGCGUUUGAGGUAUAGAUCACAAUAUCAUUUUUUUUUCUUUGAUAAUUUGGUGGUUAGUGGUGUUGCCACACGACCAAGUUCACAUAUAUCCUUUUUCUUUGUUUCAACUAUUCUAGAUUCUCUUAUUUGUUUAUUUCUUUUUCCUGUGAAAUUCAUUCUUUUCGUUUCCUUGUGUGUGCAUGGAUCUACCAGGAAACAAAUGGUGAGUGGUCCUCUGUCAACCUCAUUCCUCCCUUGUCCCUUGUUCGGUGGAUUAGUAUUUUUCUGUCAAUGUGUUUAUGCACUUUCUUUCUUUUAGCUCAAGCAUAUAUGAUGAGUCCUUUCAUGCACUUUUUUUACAACACUCUAAUGUGUCUGACAUGAUCAGUUGAUUUUCUGGUUGCAGGGAGAAUAGAAUACAUAUCAACCAUUGAGGCCAGUUUUUACUGGAAUUUUUCUUGCGGCCAUCAGGAUGUUUGUGUAGGUUUGCUCUGCAACACGGCUGAACAUUAUGUUGUUUUCUGUUGACAGAAGCAUUAUCGGUACUAUGUAUGUAAAUGUAGCUUGGAAGACAAGGAAGCACAACAAAUGGAGGCGUUCUGUUUAAUCCACCCUCCCUUACAUAAUUGCUCUUGAACCUUUUUUAUUAAACUGCUAUGUAGCAGUGGGGCCUAUCCGCCUCUCAAAAAUAAGGUGGACAUCAAAUGAUAUUAUGAAAAUAAGUUUUCCAGGAAAAGAGUAUCUCAAUGAACACCAGUGUGUCUUGCUAAUUUUAAGUUUGCUUCAACAUCAAACUCAGAUUCGCAAAGCUAUCAACUAUUACAUGUCAAAGUUAUGACAAGUAUGAAGUAUGGCAAUCAUAUCGAGAAGGAUGUUACUCCCCCAGUCUUCGGUAUCUAAACAGCUCCUAUGUGCUGGUAGCAAAGGCAACAAUUCAGGUAUUAAAUUACAUAAAGAACUAAGGGAGAAGCGUCCAUUUGAAAAGCUCAAAGUCAUUGGUUCGCAUUGGUGUGAUUAUAUCAAAGAUUCAAUGGAAAAUAAGGUUAGCUUGUUGACCAUCUUGACUACAUUUUCGUUGUUUCUUAUUAGUCCUGAGAUGUAGAUAUACUGGUAAUCAUUCUUCACCCCUUA
Triticum aestivum (bread wheat) is the source of this 1769-nucleotide messenger RNA. Its product is annotated as DEAD-box ATP-dependent RNA helicase 57. Gene Ontology annotation, cellular component: cytosol. Gene Ontology annotation, biological process: maturation of SSU-rRNA. NCBI's taxonomy places the organism in Eukaryota, Viridiplantae, Streptophyta, Magnoliopsida, Poales, Poaceae. Gene Ontology annotation, molecular function: RNA helicase activity; ATP binding; nucleic acid binding. The record is from RefSeq and is a predicted model, not a curated record.